AUGCCACGAGGAGCGCCGGUGUGCGGCCCGUCGCCGCUGCCGAACGGGUCGGCGCCCACGGGCGACAAGUUCUUCCAGGAGUACCUCGACGACGCGAUUAAUUGCAUUAACCAAACCGGCGGGUUCUACGACCGGUGUGGCAAGACCUGCAUAAGUGAUAAAUAUGCUUUACGUUUACAUCAUCACAUCGACCUCGAGGAGGUGAUCUACGGCAAGAUAUUCCCAGUCCUCAUCUUCCUCGUCGUCAUUGCCAAUCUUACGGUAGCUGUGGUUUUAUCGAAAAAGCACAUGCUCUCACCGACUAAUGUUGUUUUAAAGUACAUGGCCAUCGCUGACCUCCUCGUUGGCCUCGUGCCCCUGCCAUGGACACUAUUUUAUUUUACGAUGGGAAACUAUCGACAAACAGAGCACAUGGAAAUCUGGUGGUGCUAUAUGGCAAAAUUCUCGAUGGACGCCAUCCCGCCGAUUUUCCACAAUAUUGCUAUGUGGUUGACGGUGUUGUUAGCAACGCAAAGAUACGUCUCCAUCAGCUACCCAUUCUAUUCGAGACAUUUAUGUAGCGUCAAAAAUGUUCGAUUGGCCACGAUGAUUAUUAUGGUCGUAUCGCUGGUCUGCGGGUUCCCGAAAUCAAUCGAUUUAAAUUAUAUGCUCUACGAAGGGUGGAUAUUUGAGGGUGAUGGAUGGAGCUAUACCAGAAACUGCCUCGUCGGACAUACCUACGUCCUCAAACUUGUCGGGAUGAAUACAUACUACAACCUGUACUUCUGGACCCGAGCCAUUCUCUUCAUUAUCAUCCCUUCAAUCCUACUCAUCAUCCUCAACGCUCUCCUCAUCAAGGGCAUCCGGAAGGCCGAGAAACGGAAAAAUCGUCUCCUACGCGAGAGAAGACCGCGAGAAGCCGCCAAGCAGACCGAUUCAAAUUCAACUUCCGUGAUGUUGGUGAUAAUUGUGACGAUAUUCUUGGUCGUGAAUUUGCCGCAGGCUUUUUUCAUGGGGAUCCUGUGCGUCUGCGAGACGUUCAAGAUCCGGCUCCACAUCCUCGACGGGCUAUUUCCGGUCGUGUUCUUGCUGGUGAACAACAUGCUCGUCAUGGCGACCUACCCGAUCAACUUCUGGAUCUACUGCGUCAUGUCCAGCUCGUUCAGGCAGACGUUCAAGGCCCUAUUUUGCAAGUUCAGGGUUGUCGGAACCUCUAUCGGCAACAACACUGCCAUCGAGCUGUCCGUCGCCGGAUCGGGGCGUCUAUCCCACCAAGAAAUGAUCGAGUCAGUGACCCAAUUCCUUGCCGUGCCUCUCCUCCAAAUGAAAAGGCGCCUAAUCGGAAGCACCUUGAUCACACGUACUGAAGUCAGCCAAGCCUACCCGCCUGGUACCUCGACGGAACGUACGCGACGUUCCGAUGCUACGUCGUUCAUGCUGCUCGGCGAGAAUGGGGAGAAUGGCUCGGGGCCGAAUACGAGUAGAGGGGAAACGAUAUAUCUU
This is a messenger RNA of Mesorhabditis spiculigera, 1482 nucleotides long. NCBI's taxonomy places the organism in Eukaryota, Metazoa, Nematoda, Chromadorea, Rhabditida, Rhabditidae. The record is from the annotation of a GenBank genome assembly.